GCUGUCUGCGCGGUGGGCUGGGACCGCCCUGCAGCGUCUGCAGCGGGUCGGGCCCGAGAGCCUCGAGCAGCCCGCCGGGCACCUCCGUCCCACGCUCCCACCCCCUCUCCCGCGUCGGGGGAGGCGGUGUGUCCGGCGGAGGGUUGUGGGGCGAGGGGCAGGGCUGGAGCGCCAUGAGCAGCCCGGAUGCGGGGUACGCCAGUGACGACCAGAGCCAGCCCCGCAGCGCGCUGCCCGCGGUGAUGGCCGGGCUGGGCCCCUGUCCCUGGGCCGAGUCGUUGAGCCCCCUCGGGGACAUGAAGGUGAAGGGCGAGGCGGCGGCGAGCAGCGGGGCGCCGGCCGGGGCGGCGGGCCGCGCCAAGGGUGAGUCUCGCAUCCGGCGGCCGAUGAACGCCUUCAUGGUGUGGGCGAAGGACGAGCGCAAGCGCCUGGCGCAGCAGAACCCGGACCUGCACAACGCCGAGCUGAGCAAGAUGCUGGGCAAGUCGUGGAAGGCGCUGACCCUGGCCGAGAAACGGCCCUUCGUGGAGGAGGCCGAGCGGCUGCGCGUGCAGCACAUGCAGGACCACCCCAACUACAAGUACCGGCCCCGGAGGCGCAAGCAGGUGAAGCGACUGAAGCGGGUGGAGGGCGGCUUCCUGCACGGCCUCGCCGAGACGCAGGCCGCCACGCUGGGCCCGGAGGGCGGCCGUGUGGCCGUGGACGGCCUGGGCCUGCCCUUCCCAGACCCGGCCGGGCCCGGGCAGCCGUCGCCCCCUCCCGAGGCGCUGCCCUGCCGCGACGGCGCGGACCCCGGCCAGCCCGCCGAGCUCCUCGGGGACGUGGACCGCACGGAGUUCGAACAGUACCUGCACUUCGUGUGCAAGCCCGAGAUGGGCCUCCCCUACCAGGGACAUGACUCCGGUGUGACCCUCCCCGACAGCCACGGGGCCAUUUCCUCGGUGGUUUCCGAUGCCAGCUCUGCGGUAUAUUACUGCAGCUAUCCUGACGUGUGACCGGUCCCCGGUCCGACCCAGUCUGCGGGCCAGAAGCGCAGUGUUACACACUUCCCGGAGGACCUAAGGAAAUCCUCGGCUUCGUGGUGGUGUGUUGUGUUUUUAAGUUGCCUAGGCAUAUAAUUUAUGGUAAUUUAUUUUGUCUGCCACUUGGACAGUUGGGGGAGGGGGAGAAAGGUGAAAUUUGUUUUCAGGUUUGUUCAGAUACUCGUUUCGCACAGUUACCUUGUUGAAACCCCUUUUCCCGGUUCAAGCAGACCCGUUUUGAAUAUGUCCCCGAGUCACUUGACCCGUUUUCUGAAAAGUUAUUGAUCAAAAACACUUUUGUCAUGGGUGUGUUUCCUCAGUCUUUAAAAAAAAAAAUAAAAUCUGGAAUCUUUUUUUCA
Suricata suricatta (meerkat) is the source of this 1381-nucleotide messenger RNA. It is a transcript of the gene SOX17, whose product is annotated as SRY-box transcription factor 17. Gene Ontology annotation, biological process: heart development; vasculogenesis; anatomical structure morphogenesis. The record is from RefSeq and is a predicted model, not a curated record. NCBI's taxonomy places the organism in Eukaryota, Metazoa, Chordata, Mammalia, Carnivora, Herpestidae. The transcript is spliced from 3 exons. The coding region runs from base 174 to 995 and encodes 273 amino acids. Gene Ontology annotation, molecular function: DNA-binding transcription activator activity, RNA polymerase II-specific; RNA polymerase II cis-regulatory region sequence-specific DNA binding.